Malassezia restricta is the source of this 1806-nucleotide messenger RNA. Its product is annotated as nuclear protein localization protein 4. Gene Ontology annotation, cellular component: nucleus. The transcript has a single exon. Lineage: Eukaryota; Fungi; Basidiomycota; Malasseziomycetes; Malasseziales; Malasseziaceae. The coding region runs from base 1 to 1806 and encodes 601 amino acids. Gene Ontology annotation, biological process: ubiquitin-dependent protein catabolic process. Gene Ontology annotation, molecular function: ubiquitin protein ligase binding; ubiquitin binding. The record is from RefSeq and is a predicted model, not a curated record.
AUGCUGAUACGCAUACGUGCCAAGGAUGGCCAGUUCAGGUGUGAAGUACAGCCGGAUGAUGAUGCGAGCAAGCUGUUAGAGCAGAUUCUGGCAUCAACCAAGGCUGAUGCUGAGACACUCACCCUGUCCGACGCGCCACAUUCGCCUGGGCGUUCGGCUAGCGAACUGCGAGAUCAAUCCAUCUCGUCCCUUGGGCUCAGGCACGGUGACAUGCUGUUUGCAUCGUAUCAAGAUAAGCAGGAAGAAGCGUCAACGAGCCAGUCGUCGGCACCUGUCAGUGAAGACGCGGUGGAUGUGUAUUGGUCGCAGCAGCGAGGCCUGAUCCCGCGACAGCACGAUCGACAGUUUUGCCGGCAUGGAGAAAAGGGCAUGUGUGACUAUUGCAUGCCGAUCGAGCCAUAUGAUAUGACGUACCAUGCGCAGCACGGUAUCAAGCAUCUUUCCUUUCAUGCUUACCUUCGACAGCAAAACAUCGGAGUGCCCUCGGCAUCGACGUCGUAUGUGCCACCACUCGAAGAACUAUCUUAUCGUGUCAAAGUACCCUGCCCGUCGGGUCAGCAUGAGUCGUGGCCGGCGAGCAUAUGCACCAAGUGCCAGCCCUCGGCCAUUACGCUGCAGCGACAAAAGUACCGCAUGGUCGAUCAUGUCGAGUUUGUGCACUCGGCGCUCAUCGACCGUAUGCUCGACGCAUGGCGCAAAACGGCGACACAGCGCUUCGGAUACCUGUUGGGACACUACGAGCCUUAUGACAAGGUGCCGAUGGGCAUCAAGGCUGUGGUCGAGGCGAUUCAUGAACCGCCGCAGGCCGGUGAAACAGACGGUAUUGUCCUAGGUAUGCCAUGGGACGAUGAGGCACGUAUCCAGGAGCUGGCAGAAUGGUGCGGUCUCUGCGUCGUUGGCAUGAUCUAUACCGACUUGGAGGUGGCAGAUCCGACGCACUCGGAUCCGACGCAGGCAGGUCUGGUGUCGUGCAAGCGCCACGCCGACAGCUUUUUUUUGAGCGGUCAAGAGGCGCUUUUUGCUGCGCAGCAGCAGUCUCAACACAAGAACGCAUGUCGUUGGAGUCAAAGCAGUCUGUUCAACAGCAAGUUUGUGACAUGCGUACUGAGCGGGAACCCGAUGGGUGAGAUUGAUGUGUCGGCUUACCAGGUAAGUGAGCAAGUGAUGGCGAUGGUCGACGCGGAUAUGAUUGAGGCGAGCGUACAUCCCACGACAAUCCGCUUGAAGCCGAGCGAUUCUACGCGGUACGUGCCCGAUGUGUUUUAUCGGUACACAAACAAGUACGGCAUCGACGUAAAGGAAAAUGCAUCGCCCACGUUUCCCGUCGAGUACCUGCUCGUGACAUGCACACAUGGCUUUCCCACAGAGCCAAAGCCGCGUUUUCUGUCAAGCGCAUUCGCCAUUGAGAAUCGCCCCGGACUCGAGGACCAAACGCUCGAUGGCCUGUUGGCCGAGGUUCGUAAUGUGACGCCCGAUACGCUCGUGUCGUGGCUCAGUGACUGGCACCUACUUGCCUUCCUCGGCCAAACGGGUUUUUUCUCGCCUGACGACAUGCGCGUCGCGUGUUGUGUGGCAGUGACGCACCGUGGCCAAGAAGCUUUGAUGUCGUCAUCGGGCUGGCAAACGCUCGUGACCAUUGCACAGGAAAGUGCGCCGCAGCCCUCGCCGCCGCCGCCGCCGCCGGCUGAGGCCGAGCCCGAGGCGCUUGCAGACGCGCCAUCCGAGGGCUCUGCUUGUCCGCACUGCACAUUCCUAAACGCACCGGGCAGCACGGACUGCGACGUGUGUGGCUUACCACUACACUAA